Messenger RNA from Monodelphis domestica (gray short-tailed opossum), 4455 nucleotides. The record is from RefSeq and is a predicted model, not a curated record. Lineage: Eukaryota; Metazoa; Chordata; Mammalia; Didelphimorphia; Didelphidae.
UUAUGCCACUAGUUAUUUAAUCCUGUUUGCCUUACUUAACUUCCUCAUCUGUAAAAUGAACUGGAGAAGGAAAUAGAAAACUAGCAUCUUUGCCAAGAAAACUCCAAAUGGAGUCAUGAAGAGAUAUGACUGAAAAUGACUGAACAACAACAACUACAUCUCCAUCUCCUAUCAGAGCAAUCCAUGAAGGCCGAAUGACCUCCAAGACUCUGGUUUUUCAAGACCUGCAGGAAAUGAGUUGUCACCCUGGCUGAGUCCAGUUUUCAGCAGUGUAGGAGGCUCUGGUGUGGUGAGCCAACGCCAGGGAAUGAGCAUCUCUCCUGCUCCCUUGGCAGACCUCCGAGAAGGCACUGGCUGAAGGCAUUCUCACUGGCUCUACAUCACUUCCUGAUUCCAGUCACCCACCUCCAGGAAUGAAGGGAACAACAAAUCUGUCGACCCUGGCCCUCUGGCACUCUGGAGUGAUCAGGAGCAGAGAGAGGCUGGGGGUUGGUGAUAAGCCCAUUGAUUCGUAUUGCUACAGCACUGCCAACAGCAGCACCGUACUCCAGGGAGUGACCUUUGGUGGAGUUCCUACUGUCCUGCUCAUAGACGUCAGCUGCUUUUUGUUUUUAAUAGUUGUGUUUUCCAUAAUUCGAAGAAGAUUUUGGGACUAUGGCCGCAUCGCACUGGUGUCAGAGAAAGACAGCGAGUCCAGAUACCAGAGGCUGUCUUCCUCUUCCUCGGGGCAUCACGACUACGAAUCAGAUCUGGGGUGUUGUUCAUGGCUAACUGCUGUUUUCCGAAUGCAAGAUGAACAGAUCCAGGAAUGGUGUGGAGACGACGCCAUACACUACCUGUCCUUCCAACGCCAUAUCAUCUUCCUUCUAGUGGUGAUCAGCUUCCUGUCUCUGUGUAUCAUCCUGCCUGUCAAUCUCUCGGGUGAUUUACUGGACAAAGAUCCUUAUAGUUUUGGGAGGACAACAAUAGCAAAUCUACAGGUUGGAAAUAACUUGCUCUGGCUGCACACCAUCUUUGCUGUCAUCUACCUCCUGCUGACCAUUGGCUUCAUGAGACACCACACCCAAUCCAUCAAAUACAAAAAGGAAAACCUGGUGAGACGUACUCUGUUUAUCACAGGACUCCCCAAAAACACCAGGAAAGAGGUGUUAGAGAGCCACUUCAGAGAUGCCUAUCCCACCUGUACUGUAGUUGAGGUCCAACUAUGCUACGAUGUCGCCAAGCUAAUUUAUUUGUGUAAUGAAAGGAAAAAAGCUGAGAAAAGCCUGAACUAUUACACCAACCUGCAGACAAAAACUGGUGAACGCACACUCAUCAACCCCAAGCCUUGUGGCCAGUUCUGUUUCUGUGAAAUCCAAGGGUGUGAGAAGGAAGAUGCCAUCACUUACUAUGCUCGGAUGAAAGACAGGCUGCUGCAAAGGUUAUCACAAGAGGAACACACGGUUCAGGAUCACCCCUUGGGAAUGGCCUUUGUCACCUUCCAGGAGUCCUCCAUGGCAAACUUCAUCCUCAAGGAUUUCAAUGCUUGCAAGUGUCAGGGAUGCCGAUGCAAAGGUGACCCUCAGCCCUCAUCCUACAGCAAAGAACUUGGCCCUUCCAACUGGACUGUUGCCUUUGCUACCUAUCCUGAGGACAUUUGCUGGAAGAAUCUUUCUAUUCAGGGUCUCCGAUGGUGGUUCCAGUGGUCAGGCAUCAAUUUCAUCCUCUCAGUGGUAUUGUUCUUCCUUACCACUCCUUCGAUCAUUCUCUCCACAAUGGAUAAGUUCAAUGUCACCAAACCCAUUCAUGCCCUAAAUGACCCAAUAAUCAGUCAGUUCUUCCCAACACUCCUCCUGUGGUCCUUCUCUGCACUGCUGCCUUCCAUAGUCUACUACUCAACACUGCUGGAGUCACACUGGACCAAGUCAGGAGAGAAUAGAAUAAUGAUGAUCAAGGUGUACAUUUUCCUGAUCUUCAUGGUGCUGAUCCUCCCCUCUCUGGGUCUUACCAGUCUGGAUUUUUUCUUCCGGUGGCUAUUUGACAAGGCAUCCUCUGAAACCUCAAUCAGAUUAGAGUGUGUCUUCUUGCCUGACCAAGGAGCCUUCUUUGUGAACUAUGUCAUCGCCUCAGCCUUCAUCGGCAACGGCAUGGAGCUCCUUCGGCUGCCUGGCCUCAUUCUCUAUACCAUCCGGAUGAUCAUGGCCAAGACAGCUGCUGACCGAAGGAACCUCAAACAGCAACAGGCAUUUGAGUAUGAGUUUGGAGCUAUGUAUGCAUGGAUGCUAUGUGUUUUCACUGUCAUCAUGGCCUACAGUAUUACCUGCCCCAUCAUUGUCCCUUUUGGUCUUAUCUACAUCCUCCUCAAGCAUAUGGUAGAUCGACACAAUCUCUACUUUGCCUAUCUCCCAACCAAACUGGAAAAGAAGAUCCAUUUUGCUGCUGUCAACCAAGCCCUGGCUGCACCCAUCCUCUGCCUCUUCUGGCUGUACUUUUUCUCCUUCCUGAGAUUAGGUUUUCAGGCGCCUACAAGUCUAUUUACCCUGCUGGCAGUGCUGCUCACCAUCGCCGUCUGCAUAGGCUACACCUGCUUCGGCUGCUUCAAGCACCUCAGCCCCCUCAAUUACAAGACAGAUGAAUCGGCAAACGACAAAGGAAGUGAAACAGACGGACGCCUCCCUCCCAGAGCUGCUAUGUAUGUGCCCAGAGUCCUGAGUAGCUUAGCCUCAGAGAGGACCUCCCUGUCCCCACAGGACCAGCAGACAUAUGGCGCCAUCCAGAACAUCAGUGGGACUGUCCCCGGACAGCACUCCCCAAAACCUUCAGGCUUUGCUCCUUCCUUGGAUGCCUGAGAUGAACCUAACCCAGAAUGAGAAGGAAUGGGGUAGAGCCCUUCAUCUGGCUUUGAGAAGAAGCUGGACAGACAGCAACUUGGUUUCCAAGCACCUCAGCUUUCUUCUUUUCUUUCAACCCAUUUCAAGCUCCAUUUUCUUAGGAUAAGAGAAGUCAGAAUGGCUCCCAAAAUCAGAAACCUAUCUGAGACAGCAGUCAAGGUCCGAACCAGUAGGAGGGGCAAGCCUGGCUUUCUGGAUUUCUGAUAGCCCCUUCUGACACGUUUUCCCCUCCAGCUCUGUCCCCUGGCAAUGCUGCCCCUAUGGUGCCAGCAUCUAGAACUCACUGUCUGCAUGCAAUGAUGAGCUUUCAUUAAGGGUUUGUUAGCAUUGUGGCCCUGGAUAAAUCAUCCAAGGGACUGGAACAGGUACUGGGAGUAAGAGAGUGGGACCAGGGAGCAUUUAGCAGACUUUUUCCAUCCUGACCCUUGCACUAAUGUGCAUAUACACAAAUAUGCAUACUCCACUUGUACAUACAGAGGCAACGGUGGCCAGGCAGGUUUCUGGAUCACAGGAAGGGGCCACUCUUUGGCCAGUCUUCCCUCCCUUCCAUGCAAGACCUUCCCAAUAGCUGCCCCAAUACCAGCAGUGAGGAACAGGAAGGUAGCUUCCAAAUCCAUCUCUUCUUGGGCUCUCAGAUCGCAUGCUGACUCCAUCCACAGUGCCAUCUUCCCCUGCCUUGUUUCUUGGGUUGGUUCCUGCACUUUCCUUUGGUUGCCUCAUGAUGGCAAUGACACUGCCAGCCAGUUCACCCAGGGCCCAUGUCAUGAAAAAAAGAUAAUUGCUCAAGAACUGAGGAUGGUGGUCCUUUAAUAAAGCAUGGAACACAGAGUGUGCGGGUUGCCAGGCCAGGUGAGAUUCUCUUUGACUCUCCCCUUUCCAUCCCACUCCUCAUCAGCUAGAGGUUUGAGUUAACAUUCAUUGGAAUGAGCAUCAGCUCUGGGUUGAGGGCCUGGCUUGAGUCCAGACUCUGUCGUUCAUUACCUUUGUGACGUGGAACAAAUCUUUCUCAGGACCUCAGUUUCCUUGAAAUCUAUAAACUGGGAUUUGGGACAAAUAACCUGUAGGGCCCCUUCCAGUUCUAAAUCGAUUCCAUGGUUGCUUGGGUGAACAAAAGGCAUCUUGCAUCUCUCCCUGGCAGCCUCCCAUCCCCUGCUUGCUCAGGGGCCUUCCCUGGUCCUUUGCCACUACAUAAGUCCAUCUGGUCUUUUGUUAGGCUUUGGUUCCAGACUCACCUUUGGCCUCUGGCAUCUGACCUUGCUCCAAAGAUUAAUUCUCAUACUCCAGGCUUGACUCUACUGCCUGGCCAGACCAAAGGGAAAAGGCUGUUCCUGGGCUUUUGUGGCUGUAGUUGAGGCAUCUAUCAACCAACCAACUUUUAUUAAGAGUCGAUUGGGGCCAGCUAGGUGUCUCACUGGAUUGAGAGCCAGGCCUGGUGAUGGGAGAUCCUGGGUUCAAGUCUAGCCUUAGAUACCUUCUAGAUUCUAGCUACCUAGAUACCUUCGAAUUGAUUCUAAGAGAAGGUAAGAGUUUUUUAAAAUCUAUUGUAUGCUAACUGCAAAGACAAAAAUGAAACCAAUUUUUUGAC